Molecule: messenger RNA, 525 nt
Organism: Elaeis guineensis (African oil palm)
Lineage: Eukaryota; Viridiplantae; Streptophyta; Magnoliopsida; Arecales; Arecaceae
Source: RefSeq, a predicted model, not a curated record
AUGGGGGAUUAUGCAGCUGGGGAAAGUUGGAGAUGGUUGAGAGUUUUUGGCAGUCAUGUUGGCCAGUUGAGUCCAUUGAGAAGAGGCAUAAUGAAGAAGAAAUAUGAGGUUGAGAGUUGUGCUGAACUAGUAACUGAGUGUGUAUUCUCCAACUUCACUGUUUUGCUAACUGAGGAUCCUAUUGAGGAACCUGAUGAAGUCAACCUAGGAGUAAUAUAUGGACAAGAUAAAGCUAAAUCAUCUAUGGAAAAAAGCAACAACAAAGAAGAAGAUGAUGAUGAGAAACAAAUAGACUUGGAUGACCAGUUCUACUUUCCGGCUGAAAAAGAAGAAAUUGAUUUAUCCAAACACAUACGGGACAUCAUGCAUGUAGAGAUAACAAUAACCGUAAUAUGUAAUGUGAAUUGCAAAGGUUUCUGUCUCAUAUGUGGCGCAAAUCUUAAUAAGAGAGAAUGCAAUUGCAGCAAAGAAGUUGUGAAGGAAAAUGACAGAGAACAUGGACCUCUCAAGGGUCUGAGAAAGUAA